AUGCCACAAGUCUUGGACCUUGCUGAAGGAUGCUCUGGUUCUGCCCCAAUAGUUCAAGCUCCAAACUGGGAUUACCCAUUUGAGAUUAUGUGUGAUGCAUCUGACUAUGCAGUGGGAGCAGUGCUUGGCCAAAAGAUAGACAAGAAACUUAAUGUCAUCUACUAUGCAAGCAAGACUAUGGAUGAUGCUCAAUGCAAGUAUGCAACCACAGAGAAGGAGCUCCUUGCCAUGUCUUUGCCUUUGAGAAGAAGUUUUGAUGAGAAAGUCAGGCUGGAAGAAGUUAAGGCUCUGCGUGAUGAGAAUUUGCCUGACUUCAUGGGACCUUUCAAACCUCCUCAAAUGGGACAACUACAUUAUGGUGCUGUGGACUAUGUGUCCAAAUGGAUUGAAGCCAUCUGCCCUGCUUGUGAUGCUAAGGUUGUUAUCAAACUGUUCAGAACCAUCAUCUUUCCAAGAUAUGGCAUCCCAAGGGUUGUUAUUUCGGAUGGAGGUUCCCAUUUCAUCAACAAAGUGUUUGAGAAGUUGAUGAAGAAACUAUGGAGUCAAGCACAAGGUAGCCACGCCCUAUCACCCUCAAACCAGUGGGCAAGUUGA
This is a messenger RNA of Microthlaspi erraticum, 594 nucleotides long. NCBI's taxonomy places the organism in Eukaryota, Viridiplantae, Streptophyta, Magnoliopsida, Brassicales, Brassicaceae. The record is from the annotation of a GenBank genome assembly.